AUGUCCAACUCUACCCCCGUCAAUGGACAUGUCAUAAUCCCGUCAUCUGCCUCCGCUGUGCAUCCCGCCCCGGAUGUUUUCAACGCUAGCUCUGUCGCCGAGAUCAAGUCCACUUUGUCCCACCUACACCAACAGGAAGCCUCCGUGACCGCCCGUCUAGAUGCUCUCGUAGCCUCUCAGAAGGAUUUCUCACGCGAGCUAGGCCGAUUGGACCUGCUGCGGGCCAACUUGGGCUCCCAGACCAGCACCACCCGCUCUCUCAGCCAUGGCAUGCUCUCCUCCGCCGCUGAAACCGCGGAUCGUAUCUCGAGCGCCGUCCGCCGCUUGGACUUGGAACAAUCCCGGGUAAAGGCCACAUUGGAGGUGGUGGAACAGGUCUCGGAGCUCAAGGCCUGCGUCCUGGGGGUGGCGGGCUCCAUGGGGGCGCCCCAGGACUGGGAAACCGCCGCCAGUUACUUGAACCGCGCCUCCAAGAUUCCGUCCGACGUGAUCCAUGGCUCCUUCGCGGCCGAGAUGGUGCCCACGGCCGAGGUGCCGGAUCCGCCAAAUGUUACUCUUGAUAGUGCGGCCGAGUCGCUCUGUGGCCUGUUCUUGCGCGAGUUCGACAAGGCCGUCAAGGAGGCCAAUGGCGCUAAGAUCACCCGCUUCUUCAAGCUGUUUCCCUUGAUCGGUCGCUCCGAGGUUGGGCUCGACGUCUAUGGCCGUUACGUCUGUCAGGGAGUGGCGUCCCGGGCUCGAGGCAAUCUCAAUGCCGGAACCACUGCUCAGGCCAAAGAUGGCUUCUUCUACGCCAAUGCCCUGACCAAGUUAUUCGAGCAUAUCGCCCAAAUAAUCGAUGGCCACGGGGGGUUGGUGGAGCGACAUUAUGGCCCCAGGAAGAUGAACCGUGUUAUUGAGCGUUUGCAGCUCGAGGCGGAUGUCCAGGGUGGGAUCAUCCUGGACACCUGGAGCGACGAAAGACAUGUAGACCGCAGACUGACGGAUAUAAAAUCAUACGCAUUUACUUUCCUGGUGCAGAGCUUCCUACCUGCCCAGCGGAGCGCUACGCCUCGCUCCAACUCCCCGGCCACCCGGGAUAGUGCCUCGGGGACGGCCGAGGAUGACGGCGUGGAUAUGAAGGAAAUUGAUGGACUCCUGAAUGAAAUGGCCGUAAUGCUUGGCCGUUGGUCACUGUACUGUCGAUUCUUGGCUGACACAUGCAAUGCCCCGGGAGACGACAAUCAAACUACACGGCCUCGAUUCCUGCAAGAGUCUGCUCUGAUGAAGAAGAUUAAUGACCGACUAGUUGCCCCCUUUAACGCCAUGACGACCUUUUUCUUCCGACGAUCGGUCGAGAAGGCCUUCCAGCUGGAUGAGCAACCUUCCGGCCUGACACUGAACCCGCAGAACCCCUUGAAGGCUGAUCCGCCCCAUAUCACCUCUGCGGUCGAUGAUAUCAUGUACAUAGUGAACAAGGUCUUGCAGCAAUCACUGGCGACCUCGCAAAUCGCCGUGGUCACCAAUGUAGUCCCCACGCUGUCCCGGGUUCUGGGGUCCGACUUUAUCGGCAUGACGCAGAGGAAAAUGCGCGAUGAAUGCUACCCGCGAGCUUCCGUCCAGGGAGGCCAGCCGCCGGAACAUAUGGUCAUCUCCUUUCUGGUCUUGAUCAACAAUCUGGAUGUGGCCGUCGACUACGUCCGGCGCAUCGUGCAGAACAAUACCGAAACGAAGAAGACAGCGAGCCCCGACGGUGAGAUAGAGGACACCGAUCCACUGCGCUCCCUGUUCCCAAUUCCUGCCGAGGCGGCCCUCACGGCACAGACGCUGCAGACGUUUUCCUCCUCCUUCGAAUCCAAGGUCACCGAUCUGCUGUCCGAUGGCAUCCAGGUCGUCUUCAACAAUGUGGUCAAGCAGCGUCUGCGACCCAUCCUCGCCGACGCAUUCCGUGACAUUGAAUACCAACCGGGGGAUGACAGUGACCCCACCAGCGCUGCAUAUUCCGAGUACGACCACCCCGAGGAGGACGCAGACGACGACGCCACGACGCGGGCCGAACUCGUCCGUCCGCGCUUCGCCGCCAGCUGGACCGAACUUCUCCUCCCGCUAUGUCGUAUCCUCACCACGUCGGCCUUCGACCGUCUGCUGACUGUCACGGUGGCGUACCUGGCCCGACUGUUAGAGAAACGACUGUGGUCGUACCACGGCCGGAUCAAUGCUCUGGGAGCCACGCGACUCGAGCGGGACGUAUCGGGGGUGGUCAGCGCCGCGGUGGACAUUGGUGGCACGUACGGUGCGCCGGGACGAUACCGACAUCGCGAGGCCUUCGCACGGUGUACGCAGAUGGCUUUGGUGAUGGGGAUGGACGAGGACGAAUGGGAAGAUGCCGUGCGAGGAGGGGAAACCGCCGAGGUGGUGGAUAAACUGAGCCGGGAGGAGCGAACGCGGAUCCGGGCGAUGGUGCGACGAUAUGGCGAGCAGUGA
Molecule: messenger RNA, 2460 nt
Organism: Aspergillus tanneri
Lineage: Eukaryota; Fungi; Ascomycota; Eurotiomycetes; Eurotiales; Aspergillaceae
Product: Golgi transport complex subunit COG4
Exons: 2
Coding region: 1-2460 (819 amino acids)
Source: RefSeq, a predicted model, not a curated record